AUGAAUGUUUUGAAACCUGAGUUAAUUUGGGUAGAGGAUCGAUGUUAUAGAUUAUUAGGAAAUACCGAAUCGUUAGAUUCUCGCAAUAUUUCUCCUUACGUCGAAGACUCUUAUCAAUUAGACUAUAAAGAUUGCGAAGUAGAAAGUUAUGAUGCUGAUAUAGAAAUUGUACCAUAUAAAGGAACACAAUUUAAACAUACAUUUCAUGUGGCAAAAUCAUUUUUUCCAUUUAUUGCUGGAGCUAAACAUGCAGUACGGAAGAGAUUAGAAACUGAAACUAAAACAUUUAUACAAAUUCCAAAAUUAGGUCAGGAUGGGGAUAUUGUAAUACUUGGUACUGAUCACAAAGGGAUAGUGACAGCACGUCAUAGAAUAAAUUUAUUAAUGGAGGCAACCAGAAAAAAAUUGCACCCUACACAUUUCUUAUCAAUACCCUUAAAUAAACCUGAAAUAAUAAAGGAAUUUAAUUUAUUUAAGACAACUGUACUUAAUAAUUCAAAAAAAGCAUCUAGAGGUGUGGAUGAAACAAUUUUUCAAAUGCCAACCAAAUUGCACCUUACUAUUGGGAUGUUAAAAUUACUUGAUGAUACAGAAAGAAAUCAAGCUAUUGAAGCUUUAAAUUAUUGUAAAGAAUAUAUUGUAAAGCCAAUAAUUAAAAAAUAUGGAAGAAUCCAUAUACAGAUACAAGGAACUGAUAUAAUGAAUGAUGAUCCUACUGAAGUAAGGGUCCUAUAUGCAAAAAUAAUUGAUAAAAGUGAGGUUUUGCAAAAACUUUCAGAUGAAAUUGUAAAUUAUUAUGCCAGUAUAGGCCUAUUGUACAAAAUGAAUGACAGAGUUAAACUACAUGUAACAUUUAUGAAUACAAGAUUUAAUUUAGAUGAGGAAAGAGAGCAUAAUAAAGCUCCUAAGACAUUUGAUGCAACAGAAAUAAUGAAAGCUCAUGAAAACACUGUAUUUGGAGAAAUGACAUUAACCGAUAUUCACAUAUCACAACGUCAUACACUUGGUAGUGAUGGAUACUAUCAAGCAACAGCAAAAAUUAAUCUGUAUUAA
Habropoda laboriosa is the source of this 1053-nucleotide messenger RNA. RefSeq names its product activating signal cointegrator 1 complex subunit 1. Gene Ontology annotation, biological process: regulation of DNA-templated transcription; DNA alkylation repair. The transcript is spliced from 6 exons. Gene Ontology annotation, molecular function: RNA binding. Gene Ontology annotation, cellular component: nucleus. NCBI's taxonomy places the organism in Eukaryota, Metazoa, Arthropoda, Insecta, Hymenoptera, Apidae. The record is from RefSeq and is a predicted model, not a curated record. Bases 1 to 1053 code for a protein of 350 amino acids.